Molecule: messenger RNA, 888 nt
Organism: Branchiostoma floridae (Florida lancelet)
Lineage: Eukaryota; Metazoa; Chordata; Leptocardii; Amphioxiformes; Branchiostomatidae
Product: 39S ribosomal protein L16, mitochondrial-like
Biological process (GO): mitochondrial translation
Cellular component (GO): mitochondrial large ribosomal subunit; ribosome
Molecular function (GO): structural constituent of ribosome; rRNA binding
Source: RefSeq, a predicted model, not a curated record
GGAGAUUGAAAAUGGAGGAUUUGGUUUUGGAACGUGCGUGACGCUUUGAAACCAACAAUAUGUCUGUUUUGUUGAGAAGAGCAAGUCUGUCCACCAGUGUGUGUACUUUCUGCUGGACUGAAGAACUUCCCUAUUCCCAGGAACUAUGACCAUGUUGAGAUCCCUGAGCAGUCAAAGCUGAAGUUCUACCAGAGAGUUCCAGACUUGGUGAAGCAUGUGAGGGAACCCAGGGGGAUCAAGAUGCUGAGGGGACCGGCAGAUCCUGAACAAACUGUGUUGAUUGGCAAACAAUAUGGAAUAAAGGCUCUCUCUCCAGGGCUCAUGAGGUGGGGACACUUCGAGAUGAUCCGUCUCACCAUCAACCGGCGCAUGGACACAAAAACGAUGUGGGCAAAAUGGCGCAUCGAGGCGCCAUACAAACCCCUGACCAAAAAGGGACAAGGCCACCGCAUGGGCGGCGGGAAGGGCGCGAUCGAUCACUACGUUACGCCGAUCAAACAGGACCGCAUUAUUGUAGAAAUGGGUGGAAAGAUAGACUUUGAGGUGGUGCACCCCAUGUUGAGGGAGAUUGCACAAAAGUUACCCUUCCAGGCUAAGGUUGUGACUCAGGAAAUGUUGGAGGAGGAGGAGAGAGAAGAGGAAUGGAGGAGGGAGAACAACCAGAACGAGUUCACAUUUGAGGAUGUGGUAAAGAAGAACAUGAUGGGGUGUAGUCAACAUAUCAGCAAAUACGAUAGGGAGUGGUUUGGAAAAUACCAGUAGUCUUACCAAGCAGAUUUAAUCUUUAUAGAGACAGAGAUAAAGAUGAUGAUGAUAGUGAGGAAUAAUGUAUUAGUAUGUAUGGCUUUGUGUUGAAUUAAGUUACCAUUCUUGAAUGAUGAAAAUAAA